CAACUUUCUUUGAUUUCUCACCGGUUGAUUACCAGAAAAUGCGUCUCUCCCAACACACCGCGCUCCCCCACGUCGCCAACGCCUUUGGUACCAUCUUCAUCGGGUUCGGGGUCAACGCGCUUCUCCGCCCCGAGCAUGCCUUGACCUUCUUCGAAUGGGCACCUCCCACCACAGACCCCGAGCGACAGCUGGUCCACAGCCUCGUCCACAUCUACGGCGUCCGCGAUAUCUUCAUGGGUCUUGCCAUUUACGCCGCCUCCUUCUACGGGACGCGAAGGUCGCUCGGGUGGACGUUGCUGGCUGGUAGUGCGGUGGCCUAUGCCGAUGGGGCGGUCUGCUGGAUGUGGGGGCAGGGACAAUGGGGUCACUGGGGUUAUGCACCGUUGAUCACGGCGGUUGGUGCUGUGCUGGCUGGGCUUUUGGAUUGAGUUUGAUUGACAAGGGAGUCACCUCAGCAGUCUGGUAUGAUGAAGAUGUGGACGUCGUAUGCAAACCAAAUGUUGUAUGUGGAGUUCAAGCCAGAAGGCUUUAGGGGCUCGCCUACUGUAUUGUAAGUUGGGUAUAAUUGAGUGAACUAUAAUGUGAGGCUGCAUGCAUUGUUAGUCAUCACCCUUGCCAAGGCUAUC
Molecule: messenger RNA, 626 nt
Organism: Aspergillus aculeatus ATCC 16872
Lineage: Eukaryota; Fungi; Ascomycota; Eurotiomycetes; Eurotiales; Aspergillaceae
Product: DUF4267 domain-containing protein
Exons: 1
Coding region: 39-428 (129 amino acids)
Source: RefSeq, a predicted model, not a curated record